Messenger RNA from Etheostoma spectabile (orangethroat darter), 4605 nucleotides. RefSeq names its product tetratricopeptide repeat domain 13 (gene ttc13). The record is from RefSeq and is a predicted model, not a curated record. The transcript has 23 exons. NCBI's taxonomy places the organism in Eukaryota, Metazoa, Chordata, Actinopteri, Perciformes, Percidae. The coding region runs from base 89 to 2569 and encodes 826 amino acids. Gene Ontology annotation, molecular function: protein binding.
CGCGCGUGAGGGGGGCGUGUUCUUUGCGUUCGCUUUUGACCGAGCUGCAGCAGCUUCCGGUCUCUGGCGUCACACAUGUAAGCACAACAUGGCCCCUGCUGCCAGCCGGGCUGUUGUGGUCGCGCUCGCGCUGCUGUCCUCGUGCCGGGCUAUCUGGGCCUCCGAGUAUUUCUCCACCCUCACGCUCUUCAACAACGAGCUCCACAAGCAGGGCUGCAGCUCGCUGUCCGAGUGGGAGGAGUACGCGGCGGACUGCGAGUCCUCCAUUUUACAGUUGGAGGACCCAGACUGUGAAGAGGGAAGCAACCCGCCCUGCGAGUCCGUCUUCUCACUUAACGCAGAGAAGAUCCUGAACCAGGCUAAGCUGUUUAUAGAGCAGAAGAAAAUCCCCUUCCCCGUCGAAAACCACAACACCAACGAAGAACUCGCUAUAGGCUACGUUCUGAUAGGCAACGGCCUUUAUGAUGAAGCCAUCAAACACUACUCACUCCUACUGCAGGGCGACCCAGAGCUGGUCAGCGCCAUCUAUGGGAGAGGGAUAGCGUACGGGAAGAAAAGUCUACAGGACAUAAAGAACGCUGACUUGGCGUUGUACGAGCUCAACAGAGUCAUCUCCCUGGAGCCGAACUGGCCGGAGGUCUACGAACAGAGAGCAGAGAUCCUGUCUCCGCUGGGUCGUAUCAGCGAGGCUCUGGGGGACCUGACCAAAGCCAUCCAGCUGCAGCCCUCAGCCCGGCUCUACAGGCACAGAGGAACGCUGCUCUUCAUUUCCGAGGACUACGUGGCAGCUAUGGAAGACUUCCAGCAGUCUUUAGAGCUGAAGAAGAAUCAGCCCAUCGCCAUGCUGUAUAAAGGCCUCACCUUCUUCCACAGAGGCAUGCUCAAGGAAGCCAUUGAGACAUUCAAAGAGGCGCUGAAGUUAAAGCCUGAUUUCAUCGAUGCCUAUAAGAGCCUCGGACAGGCUUACAGAGAGCUGGGUGAUUUUGAGUCAGCGAUGGAGAGCUUCCAGAAAGCCCUCAUGUUGAACCAGAACCACAUCCAGUCUCUCCAGCUCCGAGGCAUGAUGCUGUACCACCACGGCUCGCUGCAGGAGGCCAUAGGCAACUUCAAGAGGUGUCUUCAGUUGGAGCCCUACAACGAGGUGUGUCAGUACAUGAAGGGGCUGAGCCACGUGGCGAUGGGGCAGUUCUACGAGGGCAUCAAAGCUCAGACUAAAGUCAUGUUAAACGACCCUCUGCUCGGACAGAAGGCCAGCUCCGAAUACCUCAAAGUGAAAUACCUGAGAGAGUACUCUCGCUACCUGCACUCCCACCUUGACAUCCCAGUAGCAGAGUACAACGUGGACCAGGACUUACCGGGGAACUUUAAAAACCACUGGGCCAAGAAUCUGCCUUUUCUAAUAGAAGACUACGAGGAGCAGCCCGGCCUGCAGCCACAUAUAAAGGACGUGCUGCCGCAGAACUUUGACAGCUACAGCAGUGACGUUCAGAAGCUGAUCUGCACAGCCGACCACCUGGGGGCGCUAAUGCAAUACGACACUCCCGGUUUCUUACCUAACAGAAGAAUACACAGAGCCAUGGGGUUAGCGACCCUGGAGGUGAUGCAGGCCAUGCAUCGAACAUGGAGUAACUCCAAAGUCAGAGUCAACGGCAAGACCAGACAAAUGCAGUGGAGAGACAUGUUCGACAUAGCUGUUAAAUGGAGGAGGAUCGCUGAUCCAGACCAGCCAGUCCUGUGGUUAGACCAGAUGCCCGCCAGGAGUCUGAGUCGAGGCUUCAACAAUCACAUCAAUCUCAUCAGGGGACAGAUUAUCAACAUCAGAUACCUGGCCUACUUUGACAACAUCCUCGACUUCAUUAAAGACAGAAUACUGGUGUAUCAUGGGGCGUACAACCCCAGAGGACUGGUAGAGGUCCGCCAGGCUCUCGAAAAUGUGAAUAAAGUAGAAGAUCUGCUUCCUAUAAUGAAGCAGUUCAACAGUAAAACUAGAGAUGGCUUCACGGUCAACUCCAAGGUGCCGAGCAUGAAGGAUCUUGGAAAAGAGUACGACGGUUUUACCAUCACCAUCACCGGAGACAGGGUGGGCAACAUGUUGUUCUCAGUGGAGACUCAGACCACAGAGGAGCGGACGCAGCAGUACCAGUCGGAGAUCGAGUCCCUCUACAAAGACCUGACCGCCAAAGGAAAGGCCUUGAUGCUGUCCACCGAGCUCGGGGAUGCAGACGCCGUGUGUAACCUGAUCCUCUCCUUGGUUUAUUACUUCUGCAACCUCAUGCCCCUCUCCAGAGGAUCCAGUGUGGUGGCCUACUCUGUCGUGAUGGGGGCGCUGAUGGCCAGUGGGAAGGAGGUCAUGGGCAGGAUCCCCAAAGGAAAGCUGGUGGAUUUCGAGUCCAUGACCACACCCAGUCCAGACAUCUUCAGCAAAACCGCAAAGCACUGGAUGAAUCUCAAAAGUUUACCAGGUUGGUACCAGAGUCUCCCGUCUGUAGCAGAGACCUUCCCGUCCUCCAGAACGAUGAUCGAGGUUCUCAACACAGACUCGUCUUCACACUGUCCAAAGAAGUCCUAACACAGCUUCUAAAACAGGAGACAAGUCUGUUUUAUUUUAAAGUCUUAAUAACGGAGCUUCUACACAGGGCAGGACCGGGGUGGCGUCUCCUUCUGCAACCCAGACUACACUGGACUCAGUUCUCCAGAAGCAUCUCCGCUUCCAUGCUUACUUUUUCAAUUCCUUGUGUUACUUGAGUCGUUUGGGGAGACAGGUCUCAUGGUUCUGGCUAGACCUGAAGGGGAUAUUACAAAUUCAAAACAUUAGUUUAAAGAGGCUUUUCGUCUGUAAAGACAUUACCAUUAUUUUGGGAUAAUUCGUCCUGCUCUGUUCUCUGUCAUCCUCCUUCACACACAACUCUCAUAUCUGUGGUAGGCGGGGGAAAAAACUCCAUAAUAAUAAUCUUUUUAGCAUAUUGUAAUUUAAGUGGUCGGAGAGAAAUACACUUCUGCAUCCUCUUCUGGCUCUGUGUUUUUCAGGCUUUAGAUAAUGUAGCCGGGAGACUUUGGCCAAUCACAGGUCAUUUCAGAGAGAGAGAGAGAGAGCAUCCUAUUGGCUGUUCAGAGAGAGAGAGGAAGAGCCACAGUAAGUCGACAAAUUCUGGCAAUAUUUGGCUUUCUACACGCUGUAGCAUUAACUCUGAAUUUCUAAAAGUUGGGAUGCUUUUGAAUGUCAAUUAACUGGACACCUGUGUGUCAGGUGUGUACAUUUAAUAUUCUUAAAAUAUUAAAUUCUUCUCUAAGUGUGAUGUUCACCUGCAGCAGUAAACUGUCAACAUCAGGCUUAAUUAUUUAAUGAUGGUCUCUCAGCUCACAGGACACCUUAGUUCAAAGUAAUGUUUAUGCAUUAAAUAUUAAAUCAGAUUUUUGUUUAGGUACAACAACAACGACAACAAAAUACACAGAUUCUUAUUGGUGCUACUUAGAAUUGCUCCAAACAUUUCUACACUCCAGCUGUGUGGAGAGGAUGACAGAGAACCCGCUCCGUUUCCCCGCUUCAUGGGCCUCGAGCUGAAACUCAACAAAACAGCUUUUAUUUAACAUUCAAGUUUGGUAUUGGCACUUUAAAGCUUCUUUUUACCACUUACACACACGCACGCACGCACGCACGCACGCACGCACGCACGCACACACACACACACACACACACACACACACACAAUGCAGAGAAGCUCUGGGAUAAAAGCAGUGUAACUAUAAACAUGUAGGGCUAUUGAAUUCAACUCGGAUACUUGAAGCAGUCUCUUUGUGUUUAGUUUUCUGGACACUUGCAGGAAGCGUCCCUCAUGGGGUCGAGAGCCACGCUUUGUGUCACCGUGACCAACGACGGGUUCUACUACGAUGGGUCGGCUGCUGAACCAGGACGAGAGCAACAGACGGAGAUUUUAGAGACUUUUCAGAGUUACUUGUUCCUUUUUGUGACAUAAAGUCCUCAAAGACUCGUCAGUAAAUCGAUUAGUGGAUCAGCAGAAAACGGUUAACCCUCGUGUUGUCUUCGGGGUCAAAUUUAACCCGUUUUCCAAGUUUUUUUUCAACCAAAACGCCCAAAAAUAACAUGGAAACAUGGAUGAUCUUUGGUGAAUUUAAUGACUGCUUUCAUUUGAAAUUUUUAAAAGAAGUUUCAAAACAAAACCCUGUCUAUACGUCAUCUGAUCUUAACUAUCAGGCAAAAAUAAUUCAUAAUUUUGGCUCUUUUUUGAAACAAAAAAAAAUGGUAGAAUGGCAUAAAAAUGAAAUGGAAACACAAGUGUGACAAAAACGAUUUAAAAAGUGUCAAAAGCAUUGAAAAAAUGCCCAAAUUUUGACCCGGAAGGACAACAAGGUCGUGGUCGACGGGAAGACAACACAAGGGUUAAAGAUAAAAUAUCAAUAUCCUGUUUUUCUUAUGUCAUUAUAAAUUAAAUUUUAGGUUUUGUCCUCUUUUGAGGACACGCAUCUUGAACUUGGACCUUGCAAAAUCUUUUGGAACUGAUAUUUUCUUGAGUAUUUUGUUGCGUUUCUUUAAUACUUUCUUUUUACAUGUACAACUACGGCACAGCUAAAAAAAAAACACAACAA